UGCGCAUGUUGGGAAUUGAAGUCCAUUGUUUGAGUGCUUCCCUACGAUCAGUCUGAGAGCCGGACUACAACUCCCGAAGUGCAAUGGGCUCGGUUUUGGUCUGAAGCCCGGCGGUGGAGACGGGACGAGAACGCUGCAGUGGGAGGAGGAGGAGCUUGGUGUUGGGUCGGACCCAGUGCGGGACUGCCCCUUCCCCCACCCUUUCCUUUCCUGGGCCGUGCUGGGCCAGGCCGCGGCUUCACUUCCGCUUCUCUCCGCCAUUCGGUGGCGGCUUGCCCUGUGUGGGUGCCCCUGUGUCUGUCGUUCCGUCCCGGGGAGUGCGGAGGCAGCGCAGCCGAGCAGCCGGAGCGUCGGCCCUGCCCAUCGGGGUUGCAUAAUCUGGAAUUAUGUCCAACAACGGGGAGUUGGAAGACAAACCACCUGCACCCCCAGUACGUGUGAGCAGCACCAGCUUCUGUAUGAGCAAUAAGGACACUCUGUUGACCAACCAUAAUGCCAAGCCACUCCCAUCUGUGCCUGAAGAGAAACAGAAGCGGACAAAACUGAAAUCCAUCUUCUCAAAUGCUGGAGAGAAAGGAAAUAAGAAGAGAGAAAAAGAACGGCCAGAAAUAUCCCCUCCGUCAGAUUUUGAACAUACAAUCCAUGUUGGGUUCGAUGCUGUGACAGGCGAAUUCACAGGAAUGCCCGAACAGUGGGCUCGGCUAUUACAGACUUCCAAUAUCACCAAACUGGAACAGAAGAAAAAUCCUCAGGCUGUGCUUGAUGUGCUCAAGUUCUACGAUUCCAAAGCUACGGUGAAACAGAAGUAUCUGAGUUUCUCAGACCAGCAAGAUGGAUUUCCUGCUGGUACACCAAAGCGCAGUUCAAAAGGCACCGAACCUUCAAAUGUACCAACCGUUCCGGAGGAAGAUGAUGAUGAUGAGGCCCUCCCUCCAGCCAUUGCCCCACGGCCAGAGUGCACCAAAUCUGUUUACACACGUUCGGUGAUAGAUCCAAUCCCACCUGCUGCCAGCAGGGAACCAGAUGGUGAUGGCACUUCAAAGGGAUUAGACAAAGUGAAAAAGAAAACUAAGAUGACUGAUGAUGAGAUUAUGGAAAAAUUGAGAAGUAUUGUGAGUGUUGGAGAUCCGAAGAAGAAAUAUACCAGAUUUGAGAAAAUUGGACAGGGUGCCUCUGGGACAGUAUUCACAGCUAUUGAUGUAGCCACAGGACAGGAGGUGGCAAUCAAACAGAUCAACCUGCAGAAACAACCAAAGAAAGAGCUGAUCAUCAAUGAGAUCCUGGUGAUGAAAGAAUUGAAGAACAGCAACAUUGUCAAUUUCCUGGACAGCUACCUGGUAGGAGACGAGCUGUGCGUUGUGAUGGAAUAUCUUGCUGGAGGUUCAUUGACUGAUGUCGUUACAGAAACCUGUAUGGAUGAGGCACAAAUUGCUGCUGUGUGCAGGGAGUGCCUACAAGCAUUGGAGUUCCUUCAUGCAAACCAGGUCAUUCAUCGAGACAUCAAGAGUGAUAAUGUGCUGCUGGGAAUGGAUGGAUCUGUGAAACUCACCGACUUUGGCUUCUGUGCCCAGAUUACACCAGAGCAGAGCAAGCGCAGCACCAUGGUAGGCACACCUUACUGGAUGGCACCAGAGGUGGUGACAAGGAAAGCUUAUGGUCCCAAGGUUGACAUCUGGUCGUUGGGGAUCAUGGCCAUUGAAAUGGUGGAAGGCGAGCCCCCUUAUCUAAAUGAGAAUCCGCUGAGGGCCUUGUAUCUCAUCGCCACUAAUGGGACUCCAGAGCUUCAGAACCCAGAGAAACUCUCUGGAAUCUUCCGUGAUUUUCUGAAUCGCUGCCUGGAGAUGGAUGUGGAGAAACGGGGCUCUGGGAAGGAGCUACUGCAGCAUCCUUUCCUGAAGCUGGCCAAGCCCUUGUCCAGUUUGACGCCGCUGAUUUUGGCAGCCAAGGACGCGAUGAAAAGCAAUCGCUAGCUCUUCUCCUCAAUGACUCCCCUCUGCCCCCAAAGAUUCGGAAUCAAGUAUUACGGUCUACAUUUGAAAUGCCGGAGCAGCUGGCAGGCCCAACUCAGGCAUCACAACGUGCCUGUCACCAGCCAACCCACACAAGCAAGGUCGAUGCUGCUUUUAAAUCUCCAAAACAAAAAGUGGUCCCUCUUCCUUCCCUCUACAUUUCAAUACUUGAAUUGCAGAUUGAAAGACAGAUUAGCUGCCUCCUCUGUGGAAUCUGGACUUCUCCCAGCAUGCAGUUCGGUCUGCCAGUUGCUUGUCUCCUAAGGACAUUACGUACUGUAUUGGGUGAGCGGGGCUUUGGGAUGUUCUGCUUUAUGCCUUUUUUGUAUAUUAUGUAUCUCAGUGGCGAUUUGCAUUAGAAUUCAGGAGAGAAGUUGUGUAGCUGUCUUUUUUUAAAGAAAAAAUUUUUAUUGUUAGUACUAACUUUCAGGAGUUCUGACUAGUCACUAGCACUGACUGUCGGGGCCAAGAUACCAGCUUCCUCCAUGCUCAUGGUCAGUGUGAUUAUAUUAUUUUGAUGUUAGUCACAAAAUGCCUUGAUGAUUGGUGUGCACACUCGAAGGAGAGCUGUAGGAGUUUAAUUUUUCUGUGGCCGUAAUCGGGCAGGAAUGUUGGUGGAUUCAGACUUGCAAAUAGACACUUGGCCCAAGCUAUCCUAAUACUCAUUGUUUUUGCAGUGGGACCUAAUCUUUUCUGCAUUGAUGCCGGAUUCCCCUUGUGUUCAUAUUGCAGCCACAACAAUGCAUUAAAUUAUCUUAAUGUUGGGUGCAUUCAUUGAUGCCACACUGACUCCUAUAAGGCUUCUGCUGAUGAAAUGAGUUGAGUGUUUAGUAUUAGAGCUAGUUAAGCGGAGUCUUCAGUAUCGUAAAGAAGCAGUAUUCCCAUCUGAUGUACAGAGGUGCUACAUCGCGAUGGCGCAGUACCGAAUGCCUUUCAGUGCCCCAUAGUUUUAUUUAUUUUCAUUAAAAAGUACAUUGUUUUGAUUUAUUUUCACUGUUUAAAAACUGCGAUAUGUUUACAAUAACGGUGGUUAAUGCUUCAGGUUUCUGUAGAAUGUGACCUCUGCGCACAUGCGAUCUUGUGCACUGCACCGACAAUGUGCAGCCCCAGGUAGUGAAGACUGCAGUAACUGCAUCUAGAGAACACCUGAUGUUCAUACAGUUCCCAUCAUUCUACACUGUAUCCCAUGCAGGUACCCCCUCCCCAUGCACAUCUUUCACCUAUGCUACUGCACUGCACCCAACCUCCAUAGAUACACUGUGAAAAAAUGCAUCAUUGCAUUGCAAACUUACCACUGUGCAUCUCUGCACAACAGAACAUUGCAUCAAGCCGCACUCCAUGCAGCACACUGCACAUUCCAUAUAGUCCCACAUGUACAACAUCAUACAGUGGCUGUGAGCAAAAUGAUCAUUGGGUAUGUCAGAUGGGACACAUGGAGAGAAGGUAGUGGGGAACAGAGUUCUUGUGUCAACUCACUCAUUGUGAAACUGCUGAAAAAAGUUAAAAUGAGAGGUAGUCUCCAGGGAAGGAAUUGGUGGCUUCAGAUAACCACGGUUGCCCUUUUGCCCUGACCUGCCUUUCAGACCUCUGCACAGUACCAUAAGGAAGUGAUGCAAAAGUUCAACCAUUCAACACAUGACCGCGGCAAACUGUCCAAUGGAAAAUACUCCACGCACCUCACUGAUGGUUCCCAAUAAGAGUGUUGGUGAAUUCUGUGGCUUAUUACUGCAGUAUUAAAAGGAGAAAAUAUAACAAGAAGGUGAACACAUCUAUCAAAGUGCCUAACAGUAGAGUCUGAUAUUAUUGGGAAUUUGGGAUUUUGGACUCUUUUCUAAUUAAUACUAAAAACAAAAUAAAAUUUUUAGAUAACGCAA
Pristis pectinata (smalltooth sawfish) is the source of this 3883-nucleotide messenger RNA. Its product is annotated as serine/threonine-protein kinase PAK 2-like. The transcript is spliced from 15 exons. Gene Ontology annotation, cellular component: cytoplasm. The record is from RefSeq and is a predicted model, not a curated record. Gene Ontology annotation, molecular function: ATP binding; protein serine/threonine kinase activity. Gene Ontology annotation, biological process: protein phosphorylation; intracellular signal transduction; regulation of MAPK cascade. Lineage: Eukaryota; Metazoa; Chordata; Chondrichthyes; Rhinopristiformes; Pristidae. Bases 387 to 1970 code for a protein of 527 amino acids.